Molecule: messenger RNA, 1114 nt
Organism: Thecamonas trahens ATCC 50062
Lineage: Eukaryota; Apusomonadida; Apusomonadidae
Product: mRNA decapping complex subunit Dcp2
Exons: 2
Coding region: 62-1084 (340 amino acids)
Biological process (GO): nuclear-transcribed mRNA catabolic process, nonsense-mediated decay; deadenylation-dependent decapping of nuclear-transcribed mRNA
Cellular component (GO): cytoplasm
Molecular function (GO): RNA binding; 5'-(N(7)-methylguanosine 5'-triphospho)-[mRNA] hydrolase activity; manganese ion binding
Source: RefSeq, a predicted model, not a curated record
CCCCUCCCCCCCCUCCUCCCCGCUCUCCGUUCUCCCUCCCUCUCCCGUCCCGUCCCCUGCCAUGUCUUCUUCUCCCAGCACACCGCUGAAGGAGCUCCGUGCCGUCUUCAAGUCACACUCGAACAAGAAGCUGUCGGUGGACGAGGUGGCAUUGCUGUCUGAGCUACUGGAUGAUCUGAGUUCCCGCUUCCUGAUCAAUCUGCCGGAUGAGGAGCUGUCGUCGUUUGAGCGCAUCUGCUUCGCCAUCGAGCAGGCGCACUGGUUCUAUGAGGACUACUUCUGCGAGCAGCAUGAGUUCCUGCCGUCGAUGGGCUUCCGCGCCUUCUCUGCUGUCAUGUUCCACCACUGCCCGCUGCUUCAGCCGUACCACAGCUUCCUGUCGGACAUCAUGACCGGGUUUUCCGAGUACAAGGCCAAGAUUCCGACGCGUGGAGCCAUCCUGCUCGACCCGACGCUCAAGCACUGCCUUAUUGUCAAGGGCUGGGGCUCGAAGGGCUCGUGGAUGUUCCCCAAGGGCAAGAUUGAUGAGGGCGAGAGUGACGUCGAGUGCGCCAUCCGUGAGGUCUACGAGGAGAUCGGCUUUGACAUUGCGCCGUACAUUUCCGAGACCGACUUGGUCAAGUGCGUCAUCCGUGGCAAGGAGAUGCGCCUGUUCGUCAUUGCGGGCAUUCCCAUGGACACUGUGUUCGAGACCAUGACUCGCAAGGAAAUUUCCGAGAUCAAGUGGUUCCCUGUCGCCGACCUGCCCAUGUACGGCGAGAACAAGGAGGUCCAUGGCAUCUCGUCCAAGCGCAUGUUCACCAUCUCGGCCGUCUCCAACAAGCUCCGCGCCUGGAUCCGCUCCAACAAGAAGCGUAUUCGCAAGAUCAUCAAAGCCCGCGCCGCCUCUGGCUCGCUCCUUCUCCCGUCCUCCGCCCGCUCGACCAAGUCUGCGAGCCCUGCAACACCGUCGCCGUCCACCUCCGCAUUGGCGGUCUCCUCCCCGGCUGCACCUGCCAACCAGCGGCCGAACCCCUUCCUCAACUUUGCCUUUGACCGCCCGGCCAUCAUGUCGGCCUUCACCGCCGCCCUCGCCUCGGCAUGACCCCCACCUCUGUAGACGAGCAGCAGUCAA